CUAGUGCGGUUCUUGAAGUGUUUCCCAUAUAUCUUUUCUUCCCGACAUCAUGUAGACCUAGCUUCUCGUUUCUCUUUUCAUUUUCUUCGCUGCAUUCACUUCACUCACUUUUGCCAGGCGCAAUUCUUGUUACUGUCCACUCAUUCAUUCAUUCAUUUGUUUGGUUUCAUAGCAAAAGCACCUGGCGUGCCAUUCCUUCGGGCUUCUUGAUACCACACCAGACUCAUCAACCAACAAGACCUUCAGUCCAAUCCAAUCCAAGCCUCUCAUUCAAGCUCUACGCCUUACCAAGUCAAACCUUCACACCCAUCCCGCUCCACCACCGCUACAAAAAUGUCGUCCAACAUCAACAAGAACCUCUACUACACCGUUCCGCUGGACGACGACCUCGAAUCCCAGGACUACCUCCAAGAAAAGAAGGCGCCCUGGUUCAGCGUCCCCGUCCGAAGCGCCGCCGUUGCCGCACCCUCUCACUCUUCUCCCUUGUCUGCUUUGUGGAGACUACCUCAAAGAUGGUGGCUAAACGACGAUAGCCGCCACCACAACAGCGGCAAUACUCGUGUCGACGGCAGCCGAGAACAUGGAAGAGGCUUUUGGGACCGCUGGAUUUGGCUCGUCCACGCCGUUCUGCUGACUAUUUCCGUCACGCUUUUUGCGUUGUCUAUGUGCACGCUGCAAACCACGACGGGCGCGGGCGCGGGCGCGGCGGCAGCUCAGUGUCAGUGUCAGGGCACCGGGAUGGCGGAAGGGGCGAAGGGUGCUGCUGGUGCUUCGAGUUUUGUUCCUCGCUCUUUCUAUGAGGGGGAGGAGAAGACGACGACGACAACACCUGCUGCUGUGCUUCCCGUUCCGGUUGUCGACAUUCCGGAAUCGCAACAUGUUGAUAUGAAGCUUUCGAUGGAUGAUAAGACUUGGGUGGAAGAGGACGAGGAGUGAGGAGUGGGAUUGUGUUUCUGUGGGAGGGGAGAUGUCUGGAUCGACGAUGGAUCGAAGCUGGAUAUCAACACGUGGUUAGAGGUUGAAUAUUUGGGUAACAACAGGGUAACAACAGAGUUUAGCUCAAACGGUGGCUCUUUGUUGAACUUCAAGUUCCGUUUUUUGCAUUCACCCCUGAAAUAAUGUUGCUGCAAGACCCUUGAUAGUAAUUCACUUGCCCAAAGCCAUUUGGCUGAUGGAAUGGGGUUCCAUGUGGUGGUGUACUCUCUGAGAACUCGGUAGGCAAUUGUGGUCUUUUGUAUGUAUUGGAGAUCAAGAUCUCUAGCUCCAUCCAACAACAGUCAGCCAACUCACUCUGGGCGCAUCUGAUAAAACCAGUGGUGCCCAUGCCUUUGUGGAAAAUGUUCGAAAUCGACCACUGGAGACAAAUGGGAUCUUCAUCACUCUUUUCUUCACCGUUGUUCGUCGCGGAUCUUGCAUUUGGCAAAAAGCAGAUGACAGUUAGCGACUUGAACAGCG
This is a messenger RNA of Neurospora crassa OR74A, 1455 nucleotides long. RefSeq lists its product as uncharacterized. Lineage: Eukaryota; Fungi; Ascomycota; Sordariomycetes; Sordariales; Sordariaceae. The record is from RefSeq and is a predicted model, not a curated record. The coding region runs from base 334 to 936 and encodes 200 amino acids. The transcript is spliced from 2 exons.